Messenger RNA from Tupaia belangeri chinensis (Chinese tree shrew), 1046 nucleotides. RefSeq names its product claudin 3 (gene CLDN3). The record is from RefSeq and is a predicted model, not a curated record. The transcript has a single exon. The coding region runs from base 1 to 663 and encodes 220 amino acids. Gene Ontology annotation, cellular component: membrane; bicellular tight junction. Gene Ontology annotation, molecular function: structural molecule activity. NCBI's taxonomy places the organism in Eukaryota, Metazoa, Chordata, Mammalia, Scandentia, Tupaiidae.
AUGUCUAUGGGCCUGGAGAUCACCGGCACCUCGCUGGCGGUGCUGGGCUGGCUGGGCACCAUCGUGUGCUGCGCGCUGCCCAUGUGGCGCGUGACGGCCUUCAUCGGCAGCAGCAUUAUCACGGCGCAGAUCACCUGGGAGGGCCUGUGGAUGAACUGCGUGGUGCAGAGCACCGGCCAGAUGCAGUGCAAGAUGUACGACUCGCUGCUGGCGCUGCCGCAGGACCUGCAGGCCGCCCGCGCCCUCAUCGUCGUCGCCAUCCUGCUGGCCGUCUUCGGGCUCCUCGUGGCGCUCGUAGGUGCCCAGUGCACCAACUGCGUGCAGGACGACACGGCCAAAGCCAAGAUCACCAUCGUGGCAGGCGUGCUCUUCCUUCUGGCCGCCCUGCUCACCCUGGUGCCGGUGUCCUGGUCGGCCAACACCAUCAUCCAGGACUUCUACAAUCCACUGGUGCCUGAGGCGCAGAAGCGCGAGAUGGGUGCGGGCCUGUACGUAGGCUGGGCGGCCGCAGCGCUGCAGCUGCUGGGGGGCGCGUUGCUCUGUUGUUCGUGUCCGCCCAGCGAAAAGAAGUACGUGCCGGCCAAGAUCCUUUACUCCGCGCCACGCUCCACCGCCCAGGGAACCGGCGCGGGCACAGCCUACGACCGCAAGGACUACGUCUGAGGGGGCAGAUGCAGGAAGACCCCGUCACUACCACGAGCUGGAGCGCCCACCAGUCCAGCGUGCAGCCUUGCGUCAGAGACCAGUUCACCCCCAGAUGCCAGGCAGUCCUCUCACUGGACUGGAAGGGGCCGAGCGGCGCCCCUUUCCCUAGCUGCCACCCCUCUGUGGGCUGGGGAGCCGGACUGCAGGGGCCCAGGGACCAACUCUCAUGGACAGUGAAACCUCGCUCCCCGCUCUGGGAGAGCCCGGGGCUGGGGGUGGCCACAGAUACUUGCCUGCCCCAUACCCGACUGAAGGGCCCAAAAGCCCGCGAUGGGCAGGGACCAGCGACCAUGAAAUGGGCCACUUGCUAUUUUUCAAUAAAAGUCUUUCGUUUUGCAGUA